Lathyrus oleraceus (garden pea) is the source of this 1211-nucleotide messenger RNA. RefSeq lists its product as uncharacterized. The record is from RefSeq and is a predicted model, not a curated record. The transcript is spliced from 4 exons. Lineage: Eukaryota; Viridiplantae; Streptophyta; Magnoliopsida; Fabales; Fabaceae. The coding region runs from base 260 to 1087 and encodes 275 amino acids.
AAAGGGCCAUAAACCCUAGUCAUGUAAUGAGGCGGAAACGUGAUUUCCAAAAGGACACGUGUCAUCAGCUUAAUACCUGAGCCUUUUCUUCUGCUUGCCGUGAAAUCAGCAGAACAAGAACAAGGAUUGCUCUAUAACUUCUCCCUUUCUUUUACACUCUCUUCUUCUUCUUCAUAAUACUCUACUCUUUUUCAUUCACUGUUUUAUCUAUAAAAUCUUUUUCUUCUUCAAUUUCGAACCCAUUAAAACAGAGAGAGAGAUGGAACAGAGUAAUAGCGAUUGGUCAGAGAGUGAGAUUGAAACUGCUCAAAUUCUUACUCAUUUGCAUCAUACUUUCUCCUUGUUCAGCCAUGUACCUUACUCAUGGGUGUGCAGAAAGAAGAGAUCUGCAAUUCAUAAUGGCGGCGGCGCAACCACCAUCGUUGUUCCUCCUCCUCCUCCUCCUCCAUCUUCUAACGCCGUUAACGUGAAAGCUUCAAGUCCAACAACCCCUCAUUCGUUUCCAACAACUGAAUCAGAUGACAAAAUUAAACAUUCCGAAAGAACUACUUCUCUCAAAAGGAAGAAAGAGCACUAUCUUAAUAUUAUUGAAGAUUUGACGAAAACUAAAGACUCCAUCACUCAAGAGAUUGCAAAUGUGAAACGUGAUUGUGAACAAUUGAAGCUCGUCAAUUCCAAAUUGAAAGCAAAGGGAAAAGCGCUAAAUAUUAAUGGUCCCAAUGGUGAAUACAAAAUUUCCAAUAUAGAAAUUAAUAAGGCAAUGAAACGGAAUGAUAUCAUCAAAAAUUCGUUCAACAAUUCCAAUUCCACUACUAAAAAUGAAGAGCACAAAAUACAAAUGCACAAUUAUCAUGCCAAGAAUUUUGGGGUUGAUCCAACGACGUCGUUGGGAGUGGCAUCAUCGACAUCUUCAAUGGGCCGGAACAGUGAUAAUACGAGCCCAUUAUUCAUUCCUGAUUUGAACAUAUCAUUUGAAGCAAUUAAAGAUUUGAGUAAAGUAAGGGAAGCUCAAGCAAGACAGAGAAGGAUUCACAUUUUGAGACUCAAGAAAAAUAAUGCUAAACAACAUCAAUCUUCUUAUAGAUAGUUCUAACAUAUCUGAGUUCGAUUUCGAUUCUGAUUUAAACUCAAAAUAUUUUAUAGAAUGUUCUGAUGAUCAAAUUAUUAUUGAGGUGUUACAAUGCAAACAGCUUUGUUUUAGUUUUUUUAUC